UAAUCCUAUAUCCUCACCUCUUAUUAGCUUAAACGUACGCCGCGUAAAUUAGAGAAAAAGACCACACCUCUCUUCUUUAUAUAACCCCAAAAUUAGCCAUGUAAUUAUCACUCGUACAUUUAUUAAAAUUGUGAGCAAAUCUCUCUUUAAUCCUACCAUUUUUCAAAUUUGUGGAUAUUCAUUCGAUAUGUUUUUCCUAUAAAUACCUUCAAAAUUUACUUCACAUUUUAUUAUUUUGGCUUUUCUUCUCUCGAAAAACAAACCAUGCUCUAUAAAUCUAUAAUCUCACUUCAUGUUACUUUGUCUCUCUGUUUUUCCUUCCAAUGUGAGAUAAAUCAACAACCCUUUUAAAUAAGAAACACAAACACCCCAUUUCAAUUAAUUUUUUUCCCUUUGAAAUCUUCAUUUCUUUCUUUUAACAAAAAGAUUUUUUUUUUUCUUUCUUUUUCUUCAACCUAUAAAUUGAGGAGUUAAACCUGAUUUUUUGGAACAUUAGUCCCCAAUUUACACGUUUUUUUCAUUUUUCAUAAUUAAUUUUCUUUAAAAUAAAAUCUACUCCCUUUUAUUUUCUAUUAAUUGCGUAUUUCAUCAUCUGGGUAUUACUGAUAAAUCUGAAAUUAGUUAUUUUGUUAUUUGGGUAUUGUCAAAAAUCUAAAAUUUUUAACUGGGUAUUGCUCAAAACAUUCAAUCUUUUUUAAUAAUAAAAUAAAAAAAUACAUAUAAUAAUGGGGAAGGGUUUAGAAGGAUGGUCAGUGAGGCAUUUAUUAAUGGUGUCAGUAGCUUUGAAUGUAUGGUUAGUGCUAAAGUUAGCGUAUUAUGAUGGAAAUACCAAUUUUGCUACUGAAAGGAUCUUUAAUGGAUUUUGUGCACAUGAAAAGCUUCAUAAACAAGCUCCUUUUACUUCUUCUUCUUCAUCUUCUUCAUUGGCGGUUGCUGUAGGAGAGAAGAAAGCUAUUACUGUUGAUGAUGGAAGAGUUAUUAACCUUGAUCAUGGUGAUCCGACAAUGUAUGAAAGGUAUUGGCAACAAGCGGGAGACAAAACAUCACUUUUGAUCUCAGGAUGGCAUUCUAUGAGUUAUUUUUCUGAUGUCAAGAACCUUUGUUGGUUUCUUGAACCACAAUUCGCAAAGGAGGUUAUACGAUUGCAUGAUAUUGUAGGAAAUGCUGUCACAAUGGACCGGCACAUUGUGGUUGGCACUGGCUCAACACAGCUGUUCCAGGCUGCAUUGUAUGCUCUCUCAUCACCUGGAGGGACAAAGCCUAUAAGUGUGGUUUCUUCUACACCAUACUACUCUUUUUACCGCCAAGUGGUCGAGUAUCUGAAAUCUGGGCUCUACACAUGGGCUGGUGAUGCAGCCAUUUUCGAUAAAGAUGAGCCUUACAUUGAGCUGAUCACUUCUCCUAACAAUCCUGAUGGGUUUAUUAGACAACCUAUUGUCAAUCGAAGUGGAGGGAUGUUGAUUCAUGACUUUGCUUAUUACUGGCCACAGUACACUCCUAUCACUUCACCAGCUGAUCACGAGAUUAUGUUGUUCACCGUCUCUAAAACCACUGGACACGCUGGAAUGCGUAUUGGCUGGGCUAUUGUCAAGGAUAAAGAAGUAGCUAAAAGAAUGACGAAGUUCAUAGAGUUAAACAGCAUAGGAGUUUCCAAGGAUUCACAGCUUCGAGCAGCAAAAAUUUUGCAGGCUGUCUCUGAUAGCUGUGAGCCUGCUAGUGAUAGCCGGAACUUUUUUGAGAACAGCUAUCAUCAUGUAGCACAUAGAUGGCAGCAGUUGAGAAAGGCAGUGGAAGAGAGCAGGCUUUUCAGUACUCCUGAGUUUCCUACUGGUUUCUGCAAUUACACUGGUCGAUUGUUUAGUACUCAACCUGCCUUUGCAUGGUUGAAGUGCAAAGAUGAGAUUGAAAAUUGUGAAGACUUUCUCCGAAGCCACAAGAUUUUGACAAGAAGUGGAAAACAUUUCGGCAUGAGCCUCAAAUAUGUGAGGAUAAGCAUGUUAGACCGAGACUCAAAUUUUGAUCUAUUUAUUAAGAGGUUGUCAGAAAUGCGCUUAUGAAUCUGAGGAAUGAUUUCCAGGGAGAGGAAGAGAAGAAUCUCCAGACUUUGUAUAUUAGCAAAAAUUGACCUUCAAGAACACUUUCUAACAUGUAUCUUUGUUUUAGGGCUGUUAAGCCUUGAAACUCAUAUAGCUUCUAGUAAAGUUAUAAUAUUCCUAGAGAGAUUUAUUUAGGUACAUGGGAUAAGAGAAAAUGUAGGUUGUAGGAGUGUACUGGAUUGGAUUGUGAGUUUAUACUUUUUGAACUGCAGUAAACAGAAAUCUGCAGGAUGAAUAUACACAAAUAAUUGCAUGUCAUAGAUAAGGCGGCAUAUAUUCCAUUA
Messenger RNA from Chenopodium quinoa (quinoa), 2380 nucleotides. Its product is annotated as tryptophan aminotransferase-related protein 2-like. The coding region runs from base 726 to 2057 and encodes 443 amino acids. The transcript is spliced from 5 exons. The record is from RefSeq and is a predicted model, not a curated record. NCBI's taxonomy places the organism in Eukaryota, Viridiplantae, Streptophyta, Magnoliopsida, Caryophyllales, Amaranthaceae. Gene Ontology annotation, biological process: amino acid metabolic process. Gene Ontology annotation, molecular function: carbon-sulfur lyase activity; transaminase activity.